Messenger RNA from Myotis daubentonii (Daubenton's bat), 6941 nucleotides. RefSeq names its product Ras like without CAAX 1 (gene RIT1). Gene Ontology annotation, molecular function: GTP binding; GTPase activity. Gene Ontology annotation, cellular component: membrane. Gene Ontology annotation, biological process: signal transduction. NCBI's taxonomy places the organism in Eukaryota, Metazoa, Chordata, Mammalia, Chiroptera, Vespertilionidae. The record is from RefSeq and is a predicted model, not a curated record.
CUGGGGGCGGGGGGCCCGGCGGCCGAGCGGCUCUGCCUCUGGUCCCCGAACCUCGACUUCAGCGCCCGGCGUCUCCUCCCUCCUGCGCGGAUCUCCGUCUGAAGAGAGUCUCGCUCACUUCCUUUGUGCCUCGUCUUUUCCUUUUGGAAAACUGUUUUGUGUCACGGGUGCCUUUCCGUGGCGGCCGGGGUCUCCGCGAGGACGAUGGAGCCCGGAGCGCGCCCCGCCGGGAGCUGCGGUGGCGCCGCCGGGCUCUCCCGGGAGUACAAGCUCGUGAUGCUGGGCGCCGGCGGCGUGGGGAAGAGCGCCAUGACCAUGCAGUUCAUCAGCCACCGGUUCCCGGAAGAUCAUGACCCCACCAUCGAAGAUGCUUAUAAAAUCCGGAUCCGUAUUGAUGAUGAGCCUGCCAAUCUGGAUAUUUUGGAUACGGCUGGACAGGCAGAGUUUACAGCCAUGCGCGAUCAGUAUAUGAGGGCAGGAGAAGGGUUUAUCAUCUGUUACUCUAUCACCGAUCGUCGAAGUUUUCAUGAAGUUCGGGAGUUUAAACAGCUUAUUUAUCGAGUUCGACGUACUGAUGAUACACCUGUGGUUCUUGUAGGAAACAAGUCUGAUCUAAAGCAGCUAAGACAGGUCACUAAGGAAGAAGGAUUGGCUUUGGCCCGAGAAUUCAGCUGUCCCUUUUUUGAGACAUCUGCUGCAUACCGCUACUACAUUGAUGAUGUAUUCCAUGCCCUUGUCCGGGAGAUACGUAGGAAAGAAAAGGAGGCAGUACUGGCCAUGGAGAAAAAAUCUAAACCCAAAAACAGUGUAUGGAAGAGGCUAAAAUCGCCAUUCCGGAAGAAGAAAGAUUCAGUAACUUGAAGUUGUGAAGUGUUUACGUGUGAACUGCAGUGCUUAAUCAAAGCAGUCCAGUAACCUGCAUUAGUGAGCAUGGUGCUUGCUCUCUCUCCUGUUAUGACCGUUAUUUGUAAAGUAACUGAUGAAGGGGACAUGCCUACUAGGAGUUUUCAAUGAUGUGGUAUUUAAUAUAUUGUCUCUUAGCUAAUUCUGAUUUAUUAACCCAGUGGAGCACUUUCUGCUUUUAAAUUGUCACAUUAGAAUUUGAUUUUCCAUAGUUUUGGGUUCUGUUGCUGAUUAAUUAAUUAAUGUAAAUUGUUUAUAUCCAGGGGAAUAUGUAUACCAUGUGUUGGACUAAGCUCAUAAGAGGAAUUUUUUGCCAUGCACUACUCCACAUUAUCUUUUCACUUCAGUUUCCUGGGACUGUCUCAGAGAAGGACCUCCGUCUUUUCUAUUCACACUGUGCUUCCUGGAAACAACAAAAAUCAUAUAGGGAAACCAGUGCUAAAGAGACCGGUGCUGAAGUUCAGCAAAUAGCUGUGGAACUGACUCCUGUUGCAGAUCAUGGAGUGAUGAGAUUUGGGGAAGUAGGCCAUAUAUUUACAGGAACUUGGCUAGAAAAACAGUUGGGUCAGAACAGUGUUCCCAGUAUGCACCUGGCUUUUCUUAGAAAUGUACUAGGAUGGGUGAGAACAAACAGAAGCAUGUAAAAUGUAAUGAAGGGUUCUCCUAUGAGCUUCUUGUACUCUUUGUUUCAGGGUUUGGACUUUUCUUUACCUUCAAAGGUAAACACUUAGCUAACCAUUACUGGAUUCCAAACUCAUUUAAUUUAAAUCCUUAGUUGGGACAGCCAUUGCCUUGUAGAGGUUUAUUUUUCCCCCAGAGAUGCACUUACCAAUACAUUUACAUUAAUUUUCCCUAGUGCUUUCCCUUAGUAUCUCUAUGCUCUUUUUUUUUUCUUGUGGCACGUUUAUUUAUCUUAAAAGCUGUAUUUUAUAUUAUUGUUUUCCUGAAACACACAGUGUGAUAGACAUAGCUACAUUCAGUGUCUUUAGAGAUAAAAGAAUAGCAUAGGAAAAAUGGUUUACUCGGUUCUCAUUUGUUAGCAUUUGCUGAACAUCCAGGGUCUAAAGAGCAGUGACCACGGACAUUUUAUUUUGCAUGUCAGCCUUGUUUUUAUGUGUGAACUGGUAGUGUUCCUCAGUACCUGGACCAGAUUGUAAGUACACUGAGGAAAUAUGUGGUCAAGAUCAAUGGUCUUCAAAAUUUGUUGUUGUUGUUUUGUUACUUAGGUUCCACAUAUGAGUGCAAUCAUGUGAUACUUGUCUUUCUCUGACUGACUUAUUUCACUUAUGGAGAGUAUGAUACUCUCCAGGUCCCUCCAUGCUGUCUCAAAGGAUAAGAGAUUCUUCUUUCUUUUUUUUUCUUUUUUUAUUUAUUUUAUUUUUUAUUUUUAAAUUUUGUUUUAUGAGAUUCUUCUUUCAUACUGUUGCAUAGUAUUCCAUGGUGUAAAUGUACCAUAGCUUUUUUAUCCACUCAUCUACUGAUGGGCACUCGGGCUGUUUCCAGAUCUUAGCUAUUGUAAAUUGAACAUAGGGGUGCAUACAUCUUUUCUGAUUGGUGCUUCAGGUUUCUUAGGAUAUAUUCCUAGAAGUGUGAUCACUGUAUUAAAUGGCAUAUUUAACUUUUUGAGGAAACUCCAUAUUGUUUUCCAUAAUGGUUACACCAGUCUGCAUUCCCACCAGCAGUGUAUGAGGGUUCCCUUUUCUCCACAUCCUCGCCAGUACUUGUCAUUUGUUGAUUUGUUGAUGAUAGCCAUUCUGACAGGCGUGAAAUGGUACCUCAUUGUCGUUUUGAUUUGCAUCUCUCAGAUGAGUAGUGACUUUGAGCAUUUUUUCAUAUGUCUCUUUGCCAUCUGUAUGUCCUCUUUGGAGAAGUGUCUAUUUAGAUUCUUUGCCCAUUUUUUAAUUGGAUUGCCUUCCUUUUGUUAAGUUGUAUGAGUUCCUUAUAUAUUUUGGUUAUUAACCCUUUAUCAGAUGUAUCAUUGCCAAAUAUGUUCUCCCAUACAGUGGACUCCCUUUUCGUUUUGUUGAUGGUUUCUCUUGCUGUGCAGAAGCUUUUUAUUUUGAUGUAAUCCCAUUUGUUUAUUUUGUCCUUAGUUUCCUUUGCCCUAGGAGAUGUAUCUGUAAACCUAUUGCCAUGAGAGAUGUCUGAGAUUUUGCUGCCUGUGGUUUCUUUUAGGAUUUUUUAUGGUUUCACGACUUACAUUUAAGUCUUUUAUCCAUUUUGAGUUUAUUCUUGUGUAUGGUGUAAGUUGGUGGUCUAGUUUCAUUUUUUUGCACGUAUCUGUCCAGUUUUCCCAACACCAUUUAUUGAAGAGACUGUCCUGACUCCAUUGUAUGCUCUUGCCUCCUUUAUCAAAUAUUAAUUGAGUAUAAUGGCUGGGGUCGAUUUCUGGGGUCUCUAUUCUGUUCCAUUGAUCUAUAUACCUGUUCUUGUGCCAUUACCAGGCUGUUCUGAUUACAGUGGCUUUGUAGUAUAACUUGAAAUCUGCUAUUGUGAUUCCUCCACCUUUAUUUUUCUUUCUUGAAAUUACUGCAGCUAUUUGGGGUCUUUUUUGAUUCCAUAUAAAUUUUUGGAGUAUUUGUUCUAGCUCUGGAAAAUAUGCCGUUGGUAUUUUAAUAGGGAUUGCAUUGAAUCUGUAGAUUACCUUGGGUAUUCCCUGCGCUCUUUAGAAGAGCUAGGCCUGGCAAAAUGUUGUUAGGCCCUUUGUCAGACUGACUGCAUUUUCCAUACAGAGAAGAGACCUCAGGAGUUUGAGUAAAAUUGUGUAUGUGCCUCCUUGACACUGACAAUCACUAGACUCGGUGCUCUGAGAAAGCCUGUGGUAUUUGUUUAAUGAGCCAGUCUUGAAGCUUUAAAAUUCCCAUACGCUGAGUUUCUUAUUGAAGAUUUCUUUACAAGGACUUUGCAAAGUUCACCUCACAUUUCUGAGCCUUGACAAAGCUUAGCGUAAGAGAAUACCACUUUGAUAAUCUAUUGUCCUGGGAAGAAACAGCUUUAAAUGUUGGUGGAAUUCUCUCUUAGAAUCAGGAUUGUUUUGAUUAUGUGUGAAGAUUAAGUGCAUAAAUGCUAAGUAAUGUGGCAUAUGUUGAACAUUACAUAUCACUGAAGCAGUGUUCUUGUCCAACCUCUAAGGACAGGACUUUGUGUAGUGCCUCUUAAAAAGCACACAGCUCAACUUACUGUGUCCUUUUUAUUUACAGGCGGAAGGACAGGGUUGUAUUUUUCCUUAUAAUCGAUGCUGUAUGUUCCAAGUUUAAAGAAAAAUAAUAGUUGUAACUUUUUGAGCUGAGUAGUGGUUCCUUUUGAAACUCCUGGAAAUGUUUUUGCUACCAAAUAAGUUACGUUUUAUGGUACUCAAGCCAUGCAGAAGUAAAAGGCCCAGAAUUCAAAUUUUGCAGGACAAUCUUACAGGAACCAUAGAUUGGUUCAUGGAGAGGCAUGAAGGUAGAAAAUAAAUGCAGUACAAUUCUGUUUUAACAGUAUUUCACCAUAUUUAAACCAGCCUAGAGCCUUUUAAGUUUAAUGCCUUAGCGCUCAUUACUAAUGACCUAGGGGAAAUGUUAUGAGCAUCAACCAAGAAGUGGACAGCUAGCUAUAUAAUUAUUUGGGAUAGACAAGGUAGCAGAGGACAUUGCCAAAAAGAAAAAAUAUGUAAUACUGGAGGGAAUUUGAUUUGUAUAUAAGAAAAAUAACAAAUUAGUGUUUUUAAGACUAUCAUUGCCAGGGCUUUCCCUUUCAGGAGCACGCCCACGCCUUUCUUCCCUCUCAGGUGUGCCUCUUGUAAACUCUAACCGUCCCUAUGAGACUUGCAACCAGAGGAGCAAUGGGCAGCUGCAGCUCAUCCCGGGCUAAUCCCCAAACCUGUCUCCAAAGCCCCCUUUUUCUCUGACUUUUCAGUUAAGUCAGCAGCAGCUCCUUCUUGGCUCACUUCGGUCUCUGUGACUUUUACCUCCCAGUGAGCCAGCAGCAGCUUCGCCUAGGCUCUCCUGUUGCUGCUUUGCCCCAAGCCCUUCCUUGUUUCACUGUCCCCAGCUUUAAUAAAUGUCCUCUCAAAAAAAAAUCAAAAAAGACUAUCACUGUUAUAUAUUUGAUUGUUGGAUUAAUUAGCUCAUCAAUUAGUAUUGAGAAUUCUCUUCAUGGUGCUAGUUUGAAGGAUAUAUUUAUAGUGCAUGUAAUUUAUAAGCUCUAAGUAGUCAGCUUUAUCCAAUUUGAAGGCAUUUAAAAUCAAUUACUGCCUGGAACUUUGAAGAGAGAAAAAUUCAGGGACAAGUUGAAAAGCACUGGAAGUAUUCAUGCCCUACUAGAUUGGUAAGUUACAAAAUUUAGAAGCUAGUGUCUAGAAUUAACUGUAUAAUUCAGAAAGGGAAAUAUGUUUUAACUUCAUGAUAUAUUAGCCAGAAUUGGUCUGUGAUGUUUGGGGAGGCAAAGGGAGAGAUAUUUUUCACUUACGCUCUUGUAUAUGAAGACAGACACAAUACAAAACUUGUAAACAACUUGUUGGGCUUUUACUUACCUAUAUGUGGGUAGAAAUGUUUGGAAUCAUUGCAAUGUGUCAUUUUAAGAAAAGUUAAAUGCCAUGAGAUUUUGCAUUCUGGAAAACAUUGAUUACAAGAAACUUUAGUGCUCACCAUGCACAGAACACCUGUGUUAAGUGCUAGGGAACAUGCCAUGGAAUGCUCCUUCAUUCACAUUACCUCUGGGUGGAGAGAGGAAACACAUAGAAAAUGAUAGCUCCUUUGCCACCUAAUCAAGGGUAAAGUUGUUUCAAGUAUGUGUACUAAAUAUGAGAAAACAAGGAAUAAAGUUGUAUGUGGUCAUUGCUUUUAUCUUCACUUCUCUAAAUGGGCAUCCGUGAUGGUAGAGAGGACUUAGUUUGGACUUAAAGGGGUGUAUUGAGAUGGGUAAGGAAGACACGGCAUUCCAUUUCCUAAAGUAAGGUCUGCUGGGAAAGGCAAUGGAAUUAAAGUCCAGUGUGUGAACUUCCUCUGUGCACACCAAGCACUGUUUUAAGAGCUGUGAGUCUCCCGCCACCAUUUUAAAUCCAGCUCCAUACAGCGCUUCCUGGCACCGACCCUAACUGCGCACCAGCACCCCCAGCCAGGAACUUGGCCACCAUGGAGAUCAACACGAGCAAGAAUCAGCGGGAUGACUGGAGACUUGAGCGGGGAUACAAGCAAGAAGGAUCUGACUGAUACUUAUCUCGAUGUGGGGAAGUUGUAGACUGCACAAUUAAAACAGAUCCAGUCACCGGAAGGUCAAGGGGAUUUGGAUUUGCGCACUAACGCUGCUAGUGUGGAUGAGGUUUUGGAACGGAAAGAACACAAACUGGAUGGCAAAUUGAUAGACCCCAAAGGGCCAAAGCUUUCAAAGGGAAGGAGCUCCCAAAAAGGUUUGGGGUGGAUUGAGCCCAGAUACUUCUGAAGAACAGAGUAUUUUGGAGCCUUUGGAGGGGUUGAAAAUAUUGAACUUCGCUGUGGAUGCAAAAACAAAUGAAGAGGUUUUUGUUUUAUCACAUACUCAGAUGAGAACCAGUGAGGAAAUUAUUAGACAGCAGCCAUCAUCCGUUCGGUUCUGGGAAGUAUGAAAUCAAAGUGCCCAACCAAAAAAAGUAUAUAGGCAGCAAUAAUAACAAAGAGGAGGAAGAGAACCUGCAGCUGGUGGGCCAGGUGGUACUAGGGGUCUGGGCUGAGCCCAAUAGAGCACUUCAGGCAAGGCCUCUGGAGGGGGUGGCAAUCGCCACAGCAAUUUCCAGCCAUACUAAAGGAGGACAUCGGGGAAAGCUGAAGGAGAUUGCUGAAGUAACCCGUCCUCAGGACAGCAUUGAAGAUUGGUCUUCCGUUGCUCUAAGGUAAUUAUUUUAUUAAAGACUUUCUAGUAUACAAGACAACUGUGUCCAACUGUAUAUAGCCAACAAUUAGUUUUCUUUGUUUUUACUUUGUCUUUUGCUAUCUGUGUUAGGAUUCAAUAUGGACUUGUGUUUAUACAAGUUUUAUUUGUAGGUUUCAUGUUAAACUUCAAAUAAAUGCUUCCUUAUGUGA